This is a messenger RNA of Calidris pugnax (ruff), 2275 nucleotides long. RefSeq names its product mothers against decapentaplegic homolog 6-like. The transcript has 3 exons. Gene Ontology annotation, cellular component: heteromeric SMAD protein complex. Gene Ontology annotation, molecular function: transcription regulator inhibitor activity; I-SMAD binding. NCBI's taxonomy places the organism in Eukaryota, Metazoa, Chordata, Aves, Charadriiformes, Scolopacidae. The coding region runs from base 132 to 1166 and encodes 344 amino acids. Gene Ontology annotation, biological process: BMP signaling pathway; cell differentiation; SMAD protein signal transduction. The record is from RefSeq and is a predicted model, not a curated record.
GGCAGGGUGGCCUUGCCAGGUUCCUGGUGGGGAAGGGGCGAGUGCGGGAGGAUGCACCAGUGGGGUCCCCCGCGGCCAGGGGGUGACAUUGUCCCCAUCCCACAGGCUGUUCCCCCCCCCUCAACCCCCCCAUGUUCCGCUCCCGCCGUGCCGCGCUGGUGAGGCGGCUGUGGCGGCAGCGCUGUGGGGCGGCCGGCCCCGAGGACGGCCCCGGCGCCCUCAAACCGGCGGCGCACGCCCUCUUCAAGAAGCUGAAGGACGAGGAACUGGAGCUGCUGGUGCAGGCGGUGGAGAGUCGGGGCGCCUGGGACUCCGGCUGCGUCUGGGCGCCGCGGGGGGCCAAGCAGGCGCUGCCCCCCCAGGUCCUGCUCUGCCGCCUCUACCGCUGGCCCGACCUGCGCCAGCCCCAUGAGCUCAAGCACCUCUGCUGCUGCGCGGGGGGGCGGGGGGGCUGCGGGGACACUGCCCUGCUCUGCUGCAACCCCCACCACUUCAGCCGCCUGGCUGCGCCCGAGACCCCACCGCCCCCCUACUCAAAGGCGUCCUGCGGUCCCUCCUGGCCGGACGGGCCCCAGCACCCCGGCACCCAGCUCCUGGAGUUUGGCUACAACGGCGGGGACUGGUGUGACACCAGCAUCUCGUGGAGCACCAUUAAGGACGGCUGCUGGUGCAAACUGGCUUACUGGGAGCACCGGACGCGCGUGGGCCGCCUCUACGCCGUGCACGAGGCCUCGGUGAACAUUUUCGGCGAGCUGCCACGGGGCAGCGGGUUCUGCCUGGGCCAGUUGCCGGCUGCCCACCGUAGCCGCGCCGUCCGGCGGGCACGGGGCAAGAUCGGGCGGGGGCUGGUGCUGAGCCGGGAGCCGGGGGGCGUGUGGGCGUACAACCGCAGCGAGCACCCCAUCUUCGUCAGCUCACCCACUCUGGGCCUCCCUGGCGCCCGCGGGCUCGCUGUCCUCAAGGUGCUGCCGGGCUACUCGGCAAAGGUGUUUGACUACGAGCGGGCGGGGGGGGGUGAGGGGGGCUGGCGGCUCCCCGGGGAGGGCCCCUGCGACCCCCAUAGUGUCCGCAUCAGCUUUGCCAAGGGCUGGGGGCCCUGCUACUCCCGGCAGUUCAUCACCUCCUGCCCAUGCUGGCUGGAGGUCCUGCUGAACCAGCCGCGCUGAGCGACCGGGGCUGGCGGGGAGGAGGGGGAUGCCAGGGAGCCCCUCACGGCAGGUGGAAAGGGGGCACAAGCUGGAGGGCCCUCUCCCUCCCCACCAGCCUUCCAGCCGGGCCACCCUGGCCCAGGAGACCCGCACUGGGACCCUCUGCCCAAGCCACGUGGGGGCCCAGUGCCCCCCGUGCCUGGCUCACCACCCUGCCGGUAACCGCCCCCCGGCCACGGGGCACUAUUUAAUCUCUUUCUCUCUCUCUUUUUUAAUUAUUAUUCUAUUGUUUAAAUUUAUUUUAAUUUAUCUUAUUUUUUCUAAAAAAAGAAAAGCACAAUGCAGGACCCCCUCCCUGCACUGUAAGUGGCCGGGGCCAGGCGCGGGGGGGGCACGGCAUCCAGGCAGGUCCGGGGGAGGCCGGGGGCCACAGGGUGAUGCUGGGGAGGUGGAGCAGUUCCCCAGCGCGCCAGAGGGAGCCUGGAAGUUGUGGCAGGAGUGGGGGGAACUGGGGUGGGCCAGCAGAGUGGAAGGUGUGGGGCAGGUGAGCACAGCUGGAUAGGUGUGGGGCAGGUGAGCACAGCUGGAUGGGUGUGGGGCAGGUGAGCACAGCUGGAGAAGUAUGGGGCAGGCUCUGGAGCAGGUGAGCACAGCUGGAGAAGUAUGGGGCAGGCUCUGGAGCAGGUGAGCACAGCUGGAUGGGUGUGGGGCAGGUUCUGGAGCAGGUGAGCACAGCUGGAUGGGUGUGGGGCAGGUGACCACAUCUGGAGAAGUAUGGGGCAGGCUCUGGAGCAGGUGAGCACAGCUGGAUGGGUGUGGGGCAGGUUCUGGAGCAGGUGAGCACAGCUGGACAAGUGUGGGGCAGGUGGUGGGAUGGGUGAGCACAGCUGGAUGGGUGUGGGGCAGGUGAGCCCCCUCGGCAGGUGCUGGCACAGCUGGGCCAGAGGUGCCCCACGGGAGCUGGGGCCGGUGUGGGGUGUCCCGCGGUGGGUCCCGGCACCAGGGGACCCCCCGGGUCCCUCCAGCCGCUGGGGCAGCGCAGGGUCCCCCCCAAGGCCCUGGGGGUCCCGGGGUGCCCGCUGUGGUAUUUGUAACCCAAAUAAACGGUGCCGCCGGCACCAACUUCC